AUGCAGCAUCUCCGCUUGGUGCAGAGAAUGGCAGCACUCAUUGAUGAUGCCGACUAUGAUGUCGGCGAAACUUUUGAGAAUGUACCAAGUCCACACUCUGAUGCUGGGAAUCAUGACAACUACUAUGACAGACGACUUUGGACUAGAAAUCUGUGGACGCCUAUCUCUGGUCACAUGCGGCAUCUCCGCUUGGUGCGGAGAAUGGCAGCACUCAUUUAUGAUGCCGACUAUGAUGUCGGCGAAACUUUUGAGAAUGUACCAAGUCCACACUCUGAUGCUGGGAAUCAUGACAACUACUAUGACAGACGACUUUGGACUAGAGAAUUUGAUGAGUAA
This is a messenger RNA of Protopolystoma xenopodis, 336 nucleotides long. Lineage: Eukaryota; Metazoa; Platyhelminthes; Monogenea; Polystomatidea; Polystomatidae. The record is from the annotation of a GenBank genome assembly.